Molecule: messenger RNA, 10304 nt
Organism: Motacilla alba alba
Lineage: Eukaryota; Metazoa; Chordata; Aves; Passeriformes; Motacillidae
Gene: SLC16A12
Product: solute carrier family 16 member 12
Exons: 7
Coding region: 5265-6737 (490 amino acids)
Biological process (GO): monocarboxylic acid transport; transmembrane transport
Molecular function (GO): monocarboxylic acid transmembrane transporter activity
Source: RefSeq, a predicted model, not a curated record
UUUAGGCAAAGUUUCCUUCCUUUCUGCUAUUUCUGGAUUUUCUAAAUGUUGAUGUAAUGAUUCACAUUUCCCAGAUGUGAAAUGCAAAUGUAGGAAGUAGGAUCUUUCCCUUGCCUCUCUAGGGAAGAGUAGUGGUGCUGUAGUCUGUAGUCUGUGGUGCUGUUGGAUCUCAUAAUUAACAUCUCUCCUGAUUCAAAUGGUUUUCCCACUCGCCACAGUGUUUUGUUGCCUGUUUCAGUACCUAAUAAGUCAUAGCGUGUUCGUUAUAAACACAUCUUAAACUAGGUUGGCUUUGAGAGCUUCUUGAAGACCUCACAAAAGUCCUCAAUUUAUUCUGUAGACCUAGAACAGGAAAAGGAAGGCCUGAAAUAAGGAGAGUCAAACCCAAAAUGGUUCCACAUUCAAGUGCCAGCUUCAUCUUUCUGUCACUGAAAUGCUGAAUCCAGUCUCUCAGCUAUUCAGCUUGAAAUUUCCUGGGCCAGGGGCAUCACACUCAGCCUUGCCUACACCAGUGUGCCUCAGUGUCAGUGUUCAAUAAAUAUCCCCAGCUGGUUUUAAAAUUAGUUACUGCACUGAACUUGAUGGGAAUAAAGGUUUCCCUUUUCAUCAUAUGGGCUAACUGGUCUGAGUUGGCCCUUGAAGAAUUGAUGUGCUAUUGCCAUUUGAAUAUGUUGAUGUUGUUACACUUCUCAUAGGCAGCUAUUUUUCAGUUUUUUAAAGAAACAAACAUUUCUGGUAGUUAGCUUUUUGUUUGUUUGUUUGUUUUUAAACAUUGCAGCCUUCCAGAUGCAAUGCCAUCAAUUUGGAUAACAAACCACUGCCUAUCAAUGUUCACCAUGAUCAUGUCCUUGCUGCCACACAUUCCUGGAGAGUUCUCUCCCUGUUGACUGUCUCUCAGCAACCCUGCUUUCAUGCAAACAUCUCCUUAAAUUACACUUUCUUCCACAGAAGCUUGAAAGAUACACUAUCUGACCUGCUUCACCUAACAAGCCAACACUACUUGUUUUGACUGAAGACCAUUUGGGGAGCUUCUCCAUAAAGUGCCCUCUGCCUGUUGACUCCCUUUUGCUCUCUUUCUAAACUUUUGUGAGGAUUUUUCUCUCUUCAUUUAGUCUUAAUGGUCCUUUGGGCAGCAGUAGUGUGAUAACACCAGCAGAAAUCCAAAGUGCAUUUUUAAAGGGACUGAAAAAACAUUCUCUCAUGUGGGCAGAGAGAAUAUUGGAAUGGAAAUCAGCUGAGCAAGAAAAGGCAGCUGAGAGGAGCAGCACUUUCCCUCUUGAAAAGACUGAGUGGCUGCAAAGAUCAGGUAGUUUCUCAAGUUGACCAAUAUCAAUACUGUGCUCCAAUAGCAGCUGGAGUUUUUUGUAUGAAAGCUGUUUUUAUUGUUGAGUAUAGAAGUAACAUUUUUUUUGUUUCCUCAUCUAAAUCAGUUCAGACUAUUUCUCUGUGCAUCUGGUAUUUUGCAUUGAAAGUGGCCCAAAUAUUUAAUUUGGGAAAUGUAGCUGCCAUAAAAUACAAUUUGAUGACAGCAGAAAAAUUAGUAUUGGAUGAACAAUGUGUUGAUUGCAGCAUCACAGCUGAUCACCAAGGACCCUGAAACUCUCAGCAAAAAUAUGCAGUUUCUGUCAUUAUGUAUUGAAGGACCUGGCUUCCACCCUAAAUACGUGAAAAUCUAAGCAGUCAAAACAGGAUGCAGUUGGAGAACAAUUACAUUGGUGAAAUUUAAUUUUCAUUUUUGCAGGUUGGCACAUGGCUAUGAUGCAAAUUAGCAAGGCAAAAAUGCUUUGUUAGCAGAGAUAUCCCUGCGAAUCCCAGGCAGAGCCAGCUUCCUGCAGAAGCAAACACUGUUAUUUCUGUCCCCUGUUUAGUUCUGUGGGGCACAGCACACAUACAAAGCUUUGAACAGUUCCCCUUCUGGCUAGCUUAGGGAUCCAGAUGUAGAGUAGGCAGGGCAGUAGAGCAGAGCAGUGCAAGUGAGAACAGGAAAUCUAGGAUGAACUGUGACUCAUUCCCUGCCUGCUCCACCAUCCUCUGCUCUUCAUGAAGCCAGUGUUUCAUCUCUUCUUUGUGGUCAGAGUUCUUUCUAUCAGUGCCCAUUUAAUUUGGCCUGAUGGAGUAGCAAGUUGGAAAGAAUAAAUAGAAUUAUCCCUCACAUCCUGUCUACUUUUAAUGAAGUUAAUGGAAUGGAGAGUAAUCUCUGAGGGGCUGCAACCCAUAUGAUGUAAUUGUGCAUUUGGUUUAUGGUGCAAGCCACAUAAAAUCAGCCCACACGUGACUGAUGGUAAAAUGACACUUGUCAGUUUGCAAGCUUUGUCUGUUUGCCAGAAAGCAAGGGUUAACAAAGUAUUUCAGAUGAGAAGUCUUGCAUGGGCAGCUUGGGUGUAUCAGCAGAGGUGCUUUGCAGAGUACUCCUUUAGUAGGCUAUUUUUACUUUUACCUAAAUAAGAAAGUAAAUCUUGGGUGACAGUUAUGAAAACUUGGUACACAAAGCAACUCCUAGAAAAUAAAAAAAUCCCCUAGUUUUAUUGCUUCUAGAGAAUAUAGCAAGCGUGUAAAUGCUGUUGUCAGUGUAUCAAUGCCUCCUGACAGAAAAGGCACCAACGAAAAUCUAUCUGGGGAAAAAAACAGAGGAUGUGAAGGUGGUGACAGACAGAACAGUGUGUGAAACCAGUGGAGUGUGUUUUAGGGUGGCAGUGGAGGUGGAAAUCUGCUUGUGGACUAAUUAAAAGUUUAUUUGGAUUCUAUUUUUGCUUCAGGUGAAUUUAAAACUUUGUAGCAUUUUAAAAUUUAUUAAGUGCAACCUGCCCUAACAUAAAAUGUCCACUCAAGAAGAAAAAUUAUCUAAUGAUGAAUGAUUUGGAGCAUGCAACAGAGCUUCUUUUAGGUAGCUUCGUAGGCAGGUGUUGCUGCCAACAUCUUCCCAAUAUUUUUCAGGGUAUCAAGAUACACCAGUGGUACUUAAUUGGAAAUGGAAACUUAACUCAGUGACAGAUCUCGUCACUAAAACAAAAGAUAAUAAUUUAAUUGGACCUUAGUUUUUGUUUAUCAGUUUUAGUGUGAGACCAAGAUUAUCUUUUUGUUAUGAUGGUGCCAAUGAAUUUAUGGGUAAACCAACAACUCCCUGUAACAACUCUUCUUUGGGAUGCUCCAAGUUACUCUUUCAGGUAAUUCAGAAGAUGCAAUUUAAAUAAUACUAUCUUGAUAUUUGUAAUUUAUUCCCUAGAGGGAAAUUUCCAUUGCAAAUAGAAGAUGUUCUUGAAAAAAUCAUUAGGACCUGUUCAUUUUUAGAGAAAAAUAUUAACUUCAGAGUGAGAAGAUUUUAAGGAAUAUUAUCCUCUGUGUAUCAAUAUAUGAACAUUGGUUUUAGAAAUUAUUUUUGCUUUCUGAUAAUUCUUGAGUUAUUUUUGCUCCUUUUUUUAUCCAUGUAAUAAGCUGUUUAAAGUGAAACUGAUCCCACCAAAAGGAAUAUUGAUAACGAGAUCUAAGUAAGAGAAAAUUACAAGGUUGGCUGGAAUAACAGGAUAAGAGGAUAACUGUUGGGUCAUCCUUUUAAAUCUUGUUCUUUCGUUCCCAAGCUGACAUGUGGUGAGACUUUGACCAAAUGAUACUCAUGUGACUGUCCAGUCUUAACAGGCAGCAAAUGCAUUUCUUCACCAUGGCUCCUUGACCAGUAAUAUGAAUAACAAAGCUGAGAGUGAAAAGCCAGGACUACUUUGUUUGGGUUUUUUUAAAACUUUUUAAUAACUUGUAUGGAGUACAUCCUGGAACAUGGUACCAGGUUGAAAGUCUAUACUUACUUCUACAAUCUAUUAUUGAUCUUUUUAGCCAGGUUUUUGUCUUCAUAGACUUUCCAAUUCAAUGGUUCAAGAGCUAUGCUAAAUGGCCAGCAAACUGGUCUGUAGGAUCAGAUGAAAAAGCAGAGGCUGCAUAGUUUGAUUCUGAAGUGUUUCCAUUUGAGAGUUUGCUCAUAGGAGCCUUUGGGUGUUUUAUGGGAGAUUUGGCAGGCUGUGCUGGUUCUGGGGUUGUAAAUAUUCAGUUGCUGUAAUUAGGACAGAGUUUAAUAGGAAGAAGAAGCAGAGAAUUUUUACCAAUGUUUUUAUAACCAGUUCUUACAUAAAUUUCUAGGUUACUUUUCUUAGAUAGCAUCAGCCUCUUUCUUUCUUUCCCUUUUCAAGUACUUUAAAAUUUCACCUUUUAUGGGCUCUCUUAUCAUUGCUGUCUAACAUUUAACAAGAUGACUCCCUGAUGUCUUGCUCCUCCAGAUGGGCUCUGUUUCUCCUUCUUUUGUAGCUUUGGGGCUUUACAGUGAAGAUGGUGAAGAGAAAAGACAAAUGUGAUACAAUCUGGGGAAAGUGGUUUCCUGUUUUUCUACAUACUGUCUCAUUUACUGUUAGAGUGACUCAAAGUUCUCUUCUAUAAAAUUUCUACCCUCACUACUUACAGGUUUGUUUUCCAGCCAGAGCCACCCUUGGGUCCCUUGGUCUCAUGCUUUUUAUGAGUUAAGAUAAUCCCGUGCAUCUUUUGUUCAGAUAUUUUUCCAAAUGUUCUUUCCAAUCACAUCUCCAUCACAGGCUUGUUUGAACACUUACUGUAAGAUUCUGCUUGCUGACAGUUCGGUGUGUUUGUGGAGCUGAGAGGAUACAGGCUAAGGAUAUGUAUGGGAACAUCUGAGAAAAUGAAAAUGGAGACUAACUUUUAAAGAAAUUAAAAUAGAAAUCUGGAGAGCAAUGGUAAAAUUAAAUGGUAAAAUACUUAAAGUAUAACAGGGUGAUUUUUUUUCUGUGUUUCACUUACCAAAGCAAAAACGUUGUGUGAAGAGAAAUGUUUUUUAACAUAAAAUUGAGAAAUUGUAUUUCUGGGCUGCAAUGCUGACUAGCAGGAGCACACCCUUAAGUAUCAUGGAAAGUUCCUGCUGAUCAUUUCUGAAAAUGAUGUAAUCGAGCAGCUGCACCAGUAUUCACUCAGCAAAGGGAACCUGGGGCACUUCUCUCAAGGCUUUCAAGUUUUCCUAAAAACUAAAAUACAGUAUUAAGAAAGGAUCUAGUUGAAACAUGGAUGGCUCAGCGAGGCUGAAUGGAAGACUGAGCAUGAAGAAUGUGCUGGUCUGCCCAAGACACUUUGGUUGUUUGUUAACUUCCAGCAUGUGAUUUCACCAAAACAGUUGCUUAUGGCCGCAGCCCCGUGUGCCGAGCAGGCCCAGCCCGCGCCGGCCGUGAGGGCCGGAGCCCGGCGCUGUGCCUGAGGCGAGGAGCGGAGGCACCGCCAUGGCCGCACCCCGCCGGGCCCGGCGCGCCGGCCCUCCCGACGGAGGCUGGGGAUGGAUGAUUGUAGCUGGCUGCUUCCUCGUCACGAUCUGCACCAGGGCCGUGACAAGAUGCAUCUCCAUUUUUUUUGUGGAGUUUCAGGCAUACUUUGGGCAGGAUUAUGCCAGAACUGCUUGGAUCCACUCCAUUGUCGACUGUGCUACAAUGCUUUGUGCCCCGCUUGGGAGUUUAAUCAGUAAUCACGUAUCCUGCCAAGUUGGGAUCAUGCUAGGAGGGCUGCUUGCAUCUACUGGACUAAUUUUGAGCUCAUUCGCCACCAGUCUGGAACACCUCUACUUAUCAUUAGGAGUCCUCACAGGACUUGGAUUUGCACUUUGUUAUUCUCCAGCCAUUGCGAUGGUGGGCAAAUACUUCAACAAAAGGAAAGCACUGGCAUAUGGAAUAGCCAUGUCAGGAAGUGGAAUUGGUACCUUCAUCCUGGCCCCUGUGGUCCAGCUCUUAAUUGAGCAAUUUUCCUGGCGAGGAGCUUUGCUCAUCCUGGGAGGUUUUGUUUUAAACCUCUGUGUCUGUGGUGCCUUGAUGCGGCCUAUUUCUCUUAAGGAGGAUUGUAAAACUGCUCCUGAGUUGCUUGAACAGAAUUAUGUCCCUGAAACAGAAAAACAAGACUUAAAGCGAAUGUCCAUCUGUUCACCUUUAAUCAAAUUAUGGCCUCAUGAGUGUUUAUGCUACUGUUCAUGGAAGGAAUAUGACUUUUUGCUGAUGCCAGGCUUCAUGGUGCUGGCAGUGUCAAUUUUAUUUAUGGCAUAUGGCUGCAGCCCUCUUUUUGUCUACCUAGUGCCUUAUGCUUUGAGUGUUGGAGUGAGUCAUCACCAGGCUGCCUUCCUCAUGUCCAUACUUGGUGUCAUAGACAUCGUUGGUAAUAUCACCUUUGGAUGGCUCACAGACAGAAGGUGCCUGAAGAAACAUCGGUACUUUUGCUACCUCUUUGCUGUGGGAAUGGAUGGCCUCUCUUGUCUUUUCCUGCCAGUUCUCCAAAGCUUCCCCUUGCUUGUGCCUUUCUCAUUUACCUUUGGCUACUUUGAUGGAGCCUAUGUAACGCUGAUCCCUGUUGUGACAGCAGAUGCAGUAGGGACUCCUUUGCUAUCAUCAGCACUGGGCGUUGUGUAUUUUCUUCAUGCCAUACCAUAUCUAGUGAGCCCACCUGUGGCAGGUUGGCUUGUGGACACAACUGGCAGCUAUACUGCAUCAUUUCUCCUGUGUGGAUUUUCUAUGAUAUUUAGUUCAGCACUAUUGUGCUUUGCAAGACUAGCAAAGAAAAUCAAAAGAACCCAUUUGCCAUCCCUCACUGGUAACACAGCCUUGAAACAGCAUAUCUGGACAAAUGGAGCAAUAGCUUAUUCUGUCACAGCAGAAUUAGACCAAAGGGAUGUUGAAUUUUUGGCUGUGGAUACAAACAGCUUCAGCAACAGGUGACAAGUGCUGUUGAGAUUCAGUAGGGCACAGCCUGAGACAGAUCUGGCUCGGUGUUACACUGUUGAAGGUACUUCUCCUGUGAAACAAGACAUCUCUCAAUUAGAUUGUUCUGUCGUGUUUUAGUUGGCUUAAAUCUACAUACAGCAAAGUAAUACCAAGUAAAUGCAGUAACAGAAGAAAGCUAGACUGAAAAUAGAGUUUGUAGAUACAAGUGUUCACAGAUUUAUUUGAAAUGCAAUGUUGACUCCACAGGGAUCAGUCACCAAAACUGAACAAUAACAUUUACAUUUAAAAAUAUUAUUAAUGACCCAAGCUUUUUCAUUUUGUGGCCUAGUAUGUUUCAAUGGACUAAUUCAACACACCAUGAAAAAAUCUCUACAUUUAUCAGUCCACAUGAAACUCUUUGCAAAUGAGUGUUUCAAAUGCCAAAGUCAUCUGUUUGUUUGGCUUUUGUUUUGUUUUUGGUUUUUUGUUGGUUUGUUUUUUGUUUUUGUUUUUGGUUUUUUUUUAAGAAAAUCUGGCAGGAAACUGAUUUAUGCUGAAAGUAUCUCUGGAGCAGCUUUAAUUUUUACAAUGUGCCUGAACUUUGUACAUACAUUUCAAUUUAAUUUCAAAUAUGGUUUUAGAUCUGCUUUCCCACGUGCUCUAUAGCAAAUUUGACUUUUUUUCUUUUUUCUUCUGGAUACCUUUAAAAUUUCAACUUCUAAACAUUGACAUUCUGGGUAUGAUCAUUCAGCUGAUCCUCGUCUUGGAGGGUGGAAAAUGUGCUGUGGUGGCUCUGCUUAUCUGAAGAGGAGUAAAUUUGUGCCAUGGGACCAGGCAUGCUGAUAGAUAAAUGUGCUUUAAUUGCAUUAGUUGGAAGAAGGCCAAAGGCAACCCAAGAGACCAGAGAGGCUCCUGUGUGUUCAAACACAGAGCCUCUUCCUCUUGUAAAAUCAGCACCUAUUAGAGAACUUUAGAGUCCAUGCAACCAGAUGGCUGAGAGAUUGCCCACCCCACGGGCUGAUAAUGGAGAGGAUGUUGGCAGAAUUGUUCCUGUGUAUUGCCGUGGCAAGUCUGUCUCUUUUCAGACCCAGAAGCUGCAUCUCCAGGUGGUGCCAAUUGCUCAUUUGUACCAUCUGAAGAGCUGUCAGGUCACUUUUCCUUGAUGGCCAGAACACAAGAGCUGUGACUUGCUGACAGUUUCCUGCUGCUUGUGUGAGGAAUAUACUCCAGUUGGCUGCUUCACAGGCGCUAGGGAGUGAAUGUAGCUCAUGGAAUAACGUACUGAUGUGAUGGUCUAAUAAAUAUUGUGAUUUUCUACAUUUCCAGAGUGAAAACAUUGUCAGCAAUGGAAAACUUCACAUUCCACAAUACAAAUAGUUUCAGUGUUUUAAUGCUGGAUCUAGCUGUAUUCUGUUCAUUAACAAAUUGAUCAGAGUCCAAAUAAUUUCCAGUUACACCAAACUAGUAGUUUUGUUAGUCUGCAGUGUGUUCAAUGGCUGCUCGUGGUGUCCUUUUCCACUCUGUGCCUUGGAAGUGAAAGAAACAUAGACUGAUAUUUAUCAGUUUGAUUUAGACCAAGAGUAGAGCCAUAGGAGUAUAAUGUAUUUAUAUAUACAAACACACACACAUAUAUAUAUGAAUACCAUGUAUCAAGUAGUUUUAUUAUCCAAGUGUAUUUCAAAUAUAACAUAUUAAAAUCGUUUUGUGUUUAAAUGAAGCCUUUCUCGCUGUCCUGCUUCAGGAAUGUAGUCAGAGCCAGUGGCAUGAUCUAUGUGCACAGACCACAGAAUAAGCAAGAGCAGUGCAAAAUCUUAAAGCCAAUGACAUAACUUUUCUUCAGCUCAGCAGGAAAAUUGACUCUUGGGCCCCAGUAUAGUUUUUAACAUAUAUUCACAAAAAAAGGACAAAAAUUAUCUAAUGGUGUUUCUUAAUGAGUUAGGAAAAAUAUGCACAUUUGGAAAAAAAUUAAUUGGUUUUUUUAAUUAGUACUGAUGAAGAUAAUGUUUUAGAUCUUAAUACAAUAUUUUAAAAAGUAGGGAAUAGUAUGGUCAAUCAAAAAUACAAUUUUUGAACAAGUUAUAAAUUACCACCAUAAAUAAUUUACAAGAUUUUAAUUUUUUUUACAAAAAUUUAAUUACUUUGUUUACCACAUGACAACAUGUCACCUGUUGUUCAUGUCGGAACUGCAUAUUGUAAGAGCCUGUUGGAAUAAUGCUAUAUGCAUUUUUAUCAUAGUAAAUUAUACUGUGUAAUACAUUAUUAGCAUUUUUUUAUUAUUUCAAUAUUUUUUUCAGAGGCUUUUCCCUUUAUUUUUUUGAGCAGUACUUAUUGCUUUAAGUAUCAUAUUUAGCAGCAAACACUCAUCUGGUUUUAUCCACAUGCCUUUUGUAGAAAAUGGUAAAAUUCUUUCAGGGCUUUCCAAUACUGUUUCUGCUCUGACUUAAGUCAACGGAGAAAAGCUUAUAUACUGCAAUAAAGACUUCUGUGCAUAAAGCACACUGUGAAAUAUCAGCCCUGUCAUGAAUGCUCCCCCUAAGAAACAGAAGGAAGGAAGCAUAGCAGCUUCCACCUGCACAUGGAAUAAAUGGGAAUACAAUCCAGGCUGGUGAAGCCUCAGGACAAACUUCCUCCUGCUCCACAGAACCCAGGCUGAACAGAUCACCUUCAUCCUGCCAUGUAAAAUAUUUCAGGCAAUGCAUUACAGAAAUCUCUGGCUCACAAUAGUUUUAAAGAAUGAUUUAUGGUAUUGGCAAUAUUUUUUUUCAGAGAUCAUAAUAUUCAGGCUGUCCUCUAUGGAGGACAUUUCUGGGCAUGGCUUAGUAUGGGAAUAAAUCAAGAUACCUGAGCUAGCUGCGAACAAUUUGCCAGAUGAACACUGCAUGUUUGAGGAUUUAGGGGUCUUUUCCACCCUUAAUGAUCCUGUAAUUCUAUGUUCAUGCCAGCCCUGAUAGACACAAGCAUUGAUGGAUGCUCGGCUGGAGCACUGCACUGCUGGGCCUGUCUGGUGCCCCAGGACAGCGUGGUGGGACUUGGCUGGGGUAACAUCUGUCCAACACAGAUUCUACCUCAGAUGGAUCCUACCUGGGAUUAUGCUCUGUUCUGUGCACUGGAUGGAAGUUCAGUGUAAGUAAGUGAAACUGCUUACAGCUGCUGAAGUUAUCCCAUGUGUCUCUAUUCCAUGAGGUUUGAAAUGGGGAAAUAAUACUUAUUUUGAAAUUAUUUAUAUUCUAGUGAUAAUCUAGAACAUUUAUUAAAUUGUACCUUGGAAAGCUGUGUGAAAACAACAUUGGAAAAGUCAAGUACCUUCUGGUGAAAAAUGACUCUUUUUUUUUCAGAAAAAGUAUUCCUGAAACAUUCCUAUCAGCUUGGAUAAUAAUUUAUCUCCUGAAAGACAAAGGCUGUGUUACUAUAUGGUGAAUGUAUUUUAUAUUGCCAAACAUUAUUGCUUUGUAAAGUGUUACAAAUUUAUGUGAGAAGGAAGAGCUUGUUUAACAUAAACUGUAACACUACUUCAUGGUCAGCAUAGCAAAAAGUCCUUAGUGGGGUUUGCCUCAAUAAAUAAUACCCUCUUCUUAGUGAUUA